AUGGCUGAUGCUUCACUUCAAAUAAAAGAGGAAGAGCGAAAGAAGGUAGUAAUUGAUGACACAUCUUCUGGUUCUUCUGGAAAUGAAGCUGGCGAUGAGAACGAGAUGAAAGGUUCAGACAACGAAAACGAUGAAAACGAGGGUGAGGUUACAGAAGCCCAGAAGAAAGUUGCAGAAGCUGCUGGAUUAACAGACCAGGUAUCUGGAGACAAAAUGAGCAAACAGUCACGAUCAGAAAAGAAGGCGCGCAAAUUAUUCAGCAAACUAGGUUUAAAACCGGUCCAUGGUGUUUCUCGUGUUUGCAUUCGAAAAUCAAAAAAUAUUCUCUUUGUGAUCAACAAACCAGAUGUUUACAAGAGCCCAGGCUCGGAUACCUACAUCGUUUUUGGUGAAGCUAAGAUUGAGGACUUAAGUGAGCAUGCACGAUUUGCUGCGGCAGAAAGGCUGAAGCCGAAUGAUACACAAUUAGGUGCUCAAGGUGGACGUAUGAAUGUUGCUCGAGCCGAACAGGAAGAAGAAAGUGGUGAUGAUGGCGAAGUUGAUGCGACUGGUAUUGAGGAGAAAGAUAUUGAACUAGUAUGUUCUCAAGCCAAUGUAUCACGUAACCGAGCUAUUAAAGCAUUGAAGAAAGCUGACAAUGAUAUUGUCAAUGCGAUAAUGGAGCUAACCAUGUAG
Cercopithifilaria johnstoni is the source of this 675-nucleotide messenger RNA. The record is from the annotation of a GenBank genome assembly. NCBI's taxonomy places the organism in Eukaryota, Metazoa, Nematoda, Chromadorea, Rhabditida, Onchocercidae.